AUGUCUUCUUCAAACUCGACAACAAUCGAUGAUCAAGAGGAAAUUGUGGAGCUUUUGAUCAUGACAUUGGUAAACGCUUUCAGGAGCUUGGAUCUCUCCUAUCCGACGAUCAAUUACAUUUUCGGCUUCUUUGCCUACUCAUCAAUUACAAUCAAUUGGACAUCAAAGGUUCUCCUCGGAAUGAAUCGUUUCGUUUCGGUGGCGCUCCCGUGGAAAUUCUAUCAUAAGCUGCAAAAAUAUCAACAUAUUCAGUAUUUUCUUUUGAUACUUGGACCAACACUGUGCGCCAUUCCACUGCUCAUCCCUGGUUGUCAUGGUUGUUUCUACUCACGUCCUGUGCCAAACUUCUGGCAAGAAGAAAGCGAUUGCACAACCGAAUACACGAAAAUUGUUAUUAUCGGCAUUGGUUACGUGAAGCUUGGAUUAAUCACUUUCUUUGACUUUGGAACACUGAUUUUGCUGCCUCGGCGCUUAAAAGAAAUCCGCGCAAAUCAACGCUCUUCGUCUAUGGAGAUCUCGGCACAGAUUCGUGUCACUCUUAUGUUGGUCGUGUCGGCGAAUAACGCGAUUUGGAUUCAGAUUGCCACCACAUUUGGCACUUACUAUCUCACAUCAAUCUUAGGAGAGGCUCAAAGAGGCUUUCGUUCAAGCUCUCGCACGAGAGAAGCCGAUUUUGCUCGCGACGCUAAA
Mesorhabditis belari is the source of this 690-nucleotide messenger RNA. NCBI's taxonomy places the organism in Eukaryota, Metazoa, Nematoda, Chromadorea, Rhabditida, Rhabditidae. The record is from the annotation of a GenBank genome assembly.